CUGGUUAGCUUGGUGCAAACUUAACUCCUUGUAGCCAAUGGUAAUACUAUUUUAUCUUAAGUAAAAGUUGUUGAAAAACUAAAACGAACAACUGAUCAAUGUACUGUCAACAAUUCACGUAAGCAUAUAAUGCAAUAAGUGCGUAUGUUGAGCUAAUCAACACAUCUUGUUUUGUGUGAAGAAAGUGCGAGUUCCUAAAAUUAUUUAGAUACUUCCAAAAAAAGUAUAUAGCUCGUUGUUCUCUGCAAUUAUGCAUUGUGUGCACGGAGGGAAGUUAAUUGAUAGUGUAGUCGCUGAAUAAAUGGUGUACGUUUUGUAAAAUAUCAUCCGUAGAACGAACCAGUCGCUUUGUGUGAUACAGCACCCUUCGGAUUUCUGAUGAACGGUAAAACAUGCAAAACGCAAAGACACACGUUUAUACAAAGCAUCAUUGAGAAGGAUCUCCUGAAGGAAACGAGAAAACUACACUUCUCAAUCAUUGUACAGCGAUAGAGCGUUUAUUCUACGAAUCGGAAUGUCCAAUUUAAAGGAAGAGCGUAUAGGAACCUCAUCGGAUGCAGGAAAUGGGGAUUCUCGAGACUCGAUAGAACGAUACGUUUAGUUACCUUAUCUGCUUCCUCAAUGGUCCAAACUCGCUAAAUAUGACAUGGAUAGCAGUUCUGCAGUGAGUGUAGAGAUCACAUCAACUCCAGCUUCCACCGGGCGUCAUGCUCACGCGAGCAGCCUUGGUAAUGGUUCGAACUCUGCUAACAUUAGUUCAACUAUAAUCUGCUCAGGAGAAGUUGGAAAUAACAGCGAUUCACACGGUGCAUCCGGCACAUUAGGACCCAAAGGUAGCAUUCGUGGUAACAAGCUGGCUCGACGAGCAAGAUCGUUCAAAGACGAUUUCCUGGAGAAAAUUUCGCAGAUACGCACGCCGACCAGUACCAUGACUAGGUCCCACUCACCCAACAACCCUCGCACAGGCCCGAGCAGUAACCGUAAAAGUACAACGGAUGAACCUGCAAAACCCAUUCAUGAUCUUAAUUACCAUGUUCGUCAGGUCAAGAAUGCUCUCACCCAUUUCAAAGAUGUAAUUCUAAAGAAUAAAUUAGAAAUGUUACCAGGUAACGGAACAGUUGUGCUUGAAUCUAUUGCCAAUGUGCACACUGCUUUGCAAUCCUAUACAUUGAACGAGAAUAGCACAGCAUUUAUCAACGCUACAAAUCAUGUGUAUAUUUCGCUCGGUAAUCUUUUGAGGCUUUGCGACGAAGUGUUGCUUACGAAAGAGGGUGAAGACUGCCCCUCACUUAGUAAAGAAAAUGUGAAAGAAGUGGUUGAACUAGUUGAAAACGCCGUGAACAACCUUGUAAAUCUAGCUAAUGAAAAACUCAACGAUCGGGAUGGAAAUAAGCAACACAUUGCAAGUUCCAAUACUCUGCAGCGUCCAACCGUGGAUGUGGUCAGUCAACGAACUUCGCUACCCGAUAUUCCACUAACACCACGUGAACGUGAUCUUCUAGAACAGACUUGUUUAAAAACAGUGCGUGCGUCGCAUAGUACAGAGAGUAUAUUGCGCGAAUCGAGCGAACCUCCACCAAAACCACCAUUGCCCGAUCGUUCGAAUGAGCCGCCGCCGUUGCCACCGAAGCGCAAGAGCCAACAUUCAAAAAACCUUUCGUUUCACGAUACAUCUGAAUGCAAUUCCGAUUCAACCUUCCUGGGAUGCGGUGCAUUAGAUCGCAUGUCUCUUCGUUCCCGAUCCCCCGAAGACAAUUCUAGUCUCCUUAGUGCCAGCGCUGGAUCGCUGGAUUCAGCAUUAAAUAACUCUCGCGAUGAAGAGGAGCUACGCAUCCUGACUGGAGUCAACGAAAUGAGUACUAUCUCACAAGGUUCAUCAAUCAAUGCCGGCAUAAUAUCUUCUCCAACAUCAGCGGCCGUUUGGAAUGAACCGCACGAUGCUAUUGGUGCACACGGUAUGAUUACCAACGAACUGGGGGUUCAGAACAACCGGAACUCCAACGAGUCUGGUAUUGAGUCAAUGUACUCAUUACGUGUUAGUCGUGAUAAUAAUAACGUAGGAGUAAUUUCAUUCAAUCAGCAAAAAACCGCCACUGGUCAUGUGCAACGAUCAGAAUCUGUUGUAGAUAGUAUAAACGAUGUUCGAUGCACUGCGAUUUAUGCUGGCACCAAGCUGAAAAAUAGUGCAAUGAACGCUGCUAGUCAACCACAACUGCACCAGAAUCUCCAUCAGAUACAUGUUCUCCAUCAUCAACACAAUCAACAACACUAUCAACAUCAGAAAAAAAUCGAAACAAUUGUGACUCAAGAAUGCAUGAAGAAAACGAUCAUUCCAUCCGGUGAAGAAUAUCAAAUAAGUAAUUUGCCGGAAUUUCAAGCUACGCCAAGCAACAGUGUGCCGAAACCGAUAGAGCACACCAAUCUAGGCGAUAUCUUGGGAAACGAUGAUGUAUUUCCUUCUCUAAUGUCUUCGGAUCGACCUCCAGCACUUCCGGUUAAAACGCGAUUACAAAGCAUUAAAAAAGAAAGGCACCCCUCACAGUACGAUAACGUUGACGAUACAGAUUCUGAGCGAAGUCCCCAGAUUAUGCUGGAACAUAUUUCCAAACAAAGUUCGCCUUCAUUACUGCAUAGCAGACAGCAAAUAUUUGAUAAUUUGUCCAACAAACAUGUAAGUCUCUUCGAACCGAGACUCAUAAACCGUUUCCAAGAAGAACCACCGCCGCUGCCAAUUAAAAAAAAACAUAUGUUUCAAAGUGUUGCUUAUUCAGUUAUGGCGUACAUGGAAAUAUUUGGCAGUGCAACUCAAAAUCAUUCUGAAUUUAUGCGUCACUCCGUGCAUACCUACAAUAUGACACAAUCGGAAAAUGCUUCAUCUGCCAGCCAUAGUCUAUGUCACAGUCAUACCAUGAGUUUAUCUCCAUCGCGUACAGCUCCCGUUUCUCCUCCUGAUUCGCCGAAUAUUAACAAUAAGCCUCCAGCCCUACCUCCAAAACGCCAACGCAUCAAUAGCAAAACCCAAAGCACAGCAUCAACACCUCCUGCUAGUCCAAAAAUCAUACAAGACUUAUUGUACCAAUCUCAAACCUUAUCCAAAAAAAUAAGCUCACCAUCAUCGAGAAUUAGCAAAACGACAUGCAGUCAAUCUUUGGACGUUACUGGGGCUUUCUUGAUAAAAUCAAAACUAUCACCCAAUUAUCGCGAAACGACCAUCGAAUCGGAUACCUGCCAAGUAUCGACAUCUGAUAUUGUUUUUACUAGUACUUCUACUACUACUGCUAUUACUAAUUCUAUUUCCGCGAUCCCAGUUACUGCUGCUGCUGCCUCGUAUUAUGCAUCUAAUGUACCGAAUCUGACACCUGAAAUUAAUGAGGGCGUUUGUUCAUGUAGUACAGUCGAAAGCAGCAAUGGUAAAAUAAUUGAUUGCAAUGUUGAUCAUCAGAAACUCGAGUCUGGUGACUAUUUGCAUCUGUGUAAUGCAAAUAGUAAAGUUUCCGAUAAUAUCUAUCCUUCCGUUUCAAAUCCAGAAACUAUAACAAUUGGAAAUACUCUAGUCACUAAAUACAAUAAGAGCAAUAACGUUAUUGUUAGUAACAAUAUUGGCUCUAGCUGUACGACAAAUAUUCAUAACAAUAGCUGUAGUAAUAGAGGUGCUAGUUGCAAACUAGCAAACUCUUCUGAGUUAACCCUGGAGCCAUCGACCCACGAUCACCACAGCACCGCAGAAGCACCAGAGGAGGAGGUGGAAGUGAUACUUAGGCGAAAUAAUAAGAACACCCAGAGUUUAGCGGAAAAUCAACAACCUGUUAAUCUUAUGGACGAACUCGACGUAAGCAACUAUCUUGUAUUCAAAAAGGACAACGAAGACGGUCCGGAUGUGAAAGGAGGACAUCCCGAUGCACUCAUCAUACACGCAACGCGAGUGCAGAAAAACUCUGAUGCAUAUGGAGAGGCGUUUAUCACGACAUUUCGAACAUUUAUAUCGCCAUUGGAGCUUAUACAAAAAUUGUCUCAUCGGUACACGGUAUACCAUUGUCAAAUGAAUGAUGCCAAACAAAAAGCAGCCAAAGAAUCUUUUUCCUUACUAGUCCGGGUUGUGAAUGAUCUUACUGCUCCUGAUCUGACAGAGCGUCUUCUUGUAAUUUUGAUGAACUUCAAAUAUCAACUCGUCAGCGCAGGACAUCUGCACAUGGCGAAACUACUACGCGUCAAACUUAUAGAGAAAGUGCUGAUUUUUAAACAAAAAGCAACGCUGACCAUUCAAACGCUAGCCUCGCGUGCAGUUAUGACAUCGCUACCUUCGUUAUUAGAUCUGAAAUCUGCUGAAAUUGCCGAGCAAAUGACGUUGUUGGAUGCCGAGCUUUUUCAGAAAAUUGAAAUACCAGAAGUUUUAAUCUGGGCCCAGGAGCAAUGUGAGGAACGUUCUCCAAAUUUGACACGAUUUACUGAACACUUCAAUAAAAUGUCAUACUGGGCCCGCACACAAAUUCUCUCGCAAAACGAUAGCAAAGACAGAGAAAAGCACGUGAUAAAAUUCAUAAAAAUCAUGAAACACCUUAGGAAAAUAAAUAACUACAAUUCUUAUCUAGCACUAUUAUCAGCACUUGAUUCAGCCCCUAUCAGAAGAUUGGAAUGGCAUAAAACUAUAACCGAAGGAUUAAAGGAAUACUGUGCACUGAUUGAUUCAAGCUCCAGUUUUCGUGCGUACAGACAAGCUCUUGCUGAGACGAAUCCGCCUUGUAUACCAUACAUUGGGCUUGUGUUACAAGAUUUGACAUUUGUACACAUAGGUAAUCCUGAUUUACUCCCCGAGGGAGCGACUAAUUUUUCUAAACGGUGGCAGCAGUAUCAUAUUGUUGUGAACAUGAAGCGUUUCAAGAAAGGAUGCUAUCCAUUCAAGAAAAACGAAAGAAUAAUUGGGUUUUUCGAAAAUUUUGAAAAUUAUUUAGACGAAGAUGCGAUGUGGCAAAUAUCGGAAAAUAUCAAACCCCGCGGCACUAGGAAAAACAACGUCAAUUAGGGCAGAUUAAACUGCAUAGUUUCGACGAUGAAGUGCGUAAAGCAUCACGUCGUUUAAUGGUAUUACUAUCAAUUGUAUAGCUAACAAUUCGUCGCCAAUCUAGCAGUUAGUAUCAUUUCACCAUCGUCCCACCAUGCUAUGGAAUAUAGUGCUGACCGUGGUGUGUAAUAUUCAAGUAAUGAAAUUUCAAUCAUGUUACAGUCUUGCUAUAAAAUGCAUCCAUCUAUUAAAAUCUAUUGGCAUUUGUCAUUUAUUUAUAUAUUGAAAUUGAACAAAAUAGAACAACAUACUUUUAACAUCAAAUGAUUCAUGUUUCCUUUCGUAUCAAAUUGAUUGGUUGGAAUUUCCGGUAAAACCCACCCUCUGUUACUAAGUGCUUGAUUUUUUGCGCUAUUUUGCGCUGUAUCAAAACUUUAAAUCGAAAAUUAAGGUAUUAGGAAGGGAAGGGAAAUAAUGGGAUAAACUCCGAUGUGUAAAAGAUAUAUAUUCAAUUGAUGAUUCGUUUCUGUAGAUGACACAUUUUUGCCUAUUUUAUCAUACAUACUAUCGUCUGGGUCUUUUUGGAAAGCACAUAUCAAUACUAAUAGACACGAUCUAACAGAGUUUAUAAAUCAUCAUUACUUGUAGCUACCAUAAUGUAAUAUGCAUGCAAUAUCAUUGAUGUUCGAUUGACUGAUCACUGACUGAAAAGUGUUUUAUGUUUGGUCAUUAUUAGCUUAGUAUCAUAUAAGCUAGAUCGAACUAACAUAACAUUAAUACGGAUUAAAUAUUCGGCCCCGAGGAAUUAUGCUGUCGACAAAUUCAGCCAUCAGUUGGAUCAUCGAUUAAAUUAUAAAUAUCUUUUGCAUUCAGAAUUCAGCCAGCCAGCAUAUGUUUCUAAAAUAAUAUUCUAGUCGGUAAUUUGUUGGAUGAGUAUGUCAAAAUUAUAAGUACAGUAACGGUAAUAGAAUAAUCCAAACAGUGAGUUUGAUUGAGAUUUCGUGUAAUCAAUGUACAAAUAUGCAUGUGAAUAUAUGGGAUUUAUUUACACGUAUUUGUUUAGUAAUUUUAAAAUGAAACAAUAAAUUAUGAUGAAAAUCCACUA
Messenger RNA from Anopheles aquasalis, 6104 nucleotides. RefSeq names its product C3G guanyl-nucleotide exchange factor (gene C3G). Gene Ontology annotation, biological process: Ras protein signal transduction. NCBI's taxonomy places the organism in Eukaryota, Metazoa, Arthropoda, Insecta, Diptera, Culicidae. Gene Ontology annotation, molecular function: guanyl-nucleotide exchange factor activity. The record is from RefSeq and is a predicted model, not a curated record. Gene Ontology annotation, cellular component: plasma membrane.